Pseudoliparis swirei is the source of this 1165-nucleotide messenger RNA. Its product is annotated as dual specificity protein kinase CLK4-like. Gene Ontology annotation, biological process: regulation of RNA splicing; protein phosphorylation. Gene Ontology annotation, molecular function: ATP binding; protein tyrosine kinase activity. Gene Ontology annotation, cellular component: nucleus. Bases 2 to 1165 code for a protein of 387 amino acids. NCBI's taxonomy places the organism in Eukaryota, Metazoa, Chordata, Actinopteri, Perciformes, Liparidae. The record is from RefSeq and is a predicted model, not a curated record. The transcript has 11 exons.
GAUGGCCCCAAAACAGACGACCACGCCGACGGAGAGGCCGGAAGCUUCCAGCUCUGCAGCUCCUCAGAAGCCUCACGCUGUCGAUGCCUCUGAUGAUGAUGAUGGAGGAGUGAAGAAGAGUCCCCCGGGAAAGGACGAGGAAGAGGGCCACCUGGCCUAUCACGUCGGCUUCCUGAUGAAAGGAAGAUACGAGGUGGUGUUCACUCUGGGAGAAGGAGCCUUUGGGAAGGUGGUGGAGUGCAUCGACAGAGACACAGACGAACGCGUCGCCGUGAAGAUCAUGAGGGACUUCGAGUGUUUCCGUGAAGCGGCGAGGUCCGAGAUCGCCGUGCUGGAGGAGAUCAACCGGCUGGACGACGACAGCAGAUUUGCCUGUGUGAGGAUGCUGGACCGGUUCGACCUGGGGGGUCACGUGUGCAUCGUGUUCGAGCUGCUCGGCCUCAGCACCUUCGACUUCCAGCGGCUGAACGGCUUCCUGCCGUUCAGCGUGGAGCAGAUCCGACACAUGGCCUUCCAGAUCUUCACAGCCGUUUGCUUCCUGCAUCGUAACCAGCUGACCCACACAGACCUGAAGCCGGAGAACAUCCUGUUCGUCUGCUCCGACUCUGACCUGCAGUACAACCACGAGACGAAGUGUGAGGAGAGGAAGCUGAGGAGUCUGGAUGUGAAGGUGGUGGAUUUUGGCACCGCCACAUUCGACCACGAACACCACGAAUCCCUGGUGUCAACGCGACACUACCGAGCUCCAGAGGUCAUACUGGAUCUGGGCUGGAGCCAGUCGUGUGACGUGUGGAGCUUGGGAUGCGUUCUCAUGGAGUUUUACCUGGGACACCCACUCUUCCAGACCCACAACAGUAAAGAACAUCUGGCCAUGAUGGAGAGAAUCCUGGGACCCAUUCCCGUCCACCUGCUGAAACAAACCAGAAAGCAGCACUACGUGCACAACGAGCGACUGCGUUGGGACGAGCAGAGCCCCCCCGACGACCACGUCAGGAAACACUGUAAACCUCUCAAGCUCAUGCAGAGGACGAGCGAGGAAGACAGGCAGCUGUUCGACCUGCUCGGCUUGAUGUUGGAGUACGACGUCUCCAGACGGAUCACGCUGGAGGAGGCGCUGUGGCACCCGUUCUUCAGCCCGCUGAGGGCUAAGAAGCAGCGCAGCUAG